Molecule: messenger RNA, 600 nt
Organism: Saprolegnia parasitica CBS 223.65
Lineage: Eukaryota; Oomycota; Saprolegniomycetes; Saprolegniales; Saprolegniaceae
Exons: 3
Coding region: 1-600 (199 amino acids)
Molecular function (GO): protein binding
Source: RefSeq, a predicted model, not a curated record
AUGGGCAAAGCGAGCGACGAGUGCCCGUGCCGGAAGGCGCUGCUGCGCAAGAGCAUCUUCACCGCCGCCCAGGAUGGCGACCUCGACCACGUGCGCAGCUUCUUCGAGUGCCACAAGGCGCACCUCCAUGUGGACUUCGCCGAUGACUUUGGCUACACGUCGCUGCACUACGCUGCGCAAUGGGACCGCGUCGACGUCGUCGCGUACCUCUUGCAGAAAGGCGCGUCCGUCGACGCGCGUGCGUGCGGCGCCACGCCGCUGCAUCGCGCGGCCUUUCGCGGGUCGGCGGCCAGCGUCCGCCUCUUGCUCGCUUAUGGCGCCGACGCCAACCUGCCCGACACGUCCUUUGGCGACUUGCGCACUGCAUUGCACAAAGCAGCGAGCGAGGGCCACGACGACAUCGUGGCGCUUCUUCUAUCGGCGCAGGCGGAUCCGACAGCGCGCGACGCCGCGGGCAAGCUCUACGCCGACUGCCGCGCCGAUGACUGCAUCGCGCUUUGCACGACCACCACGGACCAUGCGAUGCACGACGUGGCAGAUCAUCCACUGCCACCGUCCGAGUCUAGUGAUCGUCCGGACGCCAUGCUGUCGCUCCCCUGA